Molecule: messenger RNA, 1260 nt
Organism: Daphnia magna
Lineage: Eukaryota; Metazoa; Arthropoda; Branchiopoda; Diplostraca; Daphniidae
Exons: 8
Coding region: 16-1260 (414 amino acids)
Source: RefSeq, a predicted model, not a curated record
GCAGAUUUGCUGAUCAUGUGGAACCACUUAGUUCAUAAAACACCUGGCACUUCAGAGAGAAAAUUUAUUGAAACAUUGUGUGAAAUUUCCAAGCGCUCUGGUCGGUCGGGAACGAUUUGCCGUCAAACCUUUGCCAUUUCAAAUAAAUACUACCAAUAUAUGGAGUACCUGGUUGAAGUAGAAGCAAAGCUUCGAGAGCUUUUCACCUGUAAAGCCUGUGGGAGAAGACCACUGGCCAUGCACAUCGAUGGCAUUAUGAAACUGUACCGUUGGUUGAGUUCAAAAGGGGUGGAUCAUUCUCAAUUAUUGAAUGACAUCGGUAUUGUUUCCGAUGCAGUUUUCCAAGAACACGCAGAUAAAAUAAAUCAAAUUAAACCAAAGCUGGGGAAAGUAUCAAAAGAUACAUGCGGUGGUGCAUCCUAUAAAGCGGGAAAGUCUGACUCCGUUAAUGACCGUACAGGACUAGCAGAAACAGGAAUCGUGUUCUGCACAUGUCGGCAUGGUUAUCUUUUACGAGGUGUGGAUAUGGCAAAAGGAGAGACGUACCGCCAUGUCCAUUAUCUGCACGACUAUGCAUUCAGAAGUGGAUGUGAUUUUCUUUGUUACGACGUUGUUUGUCAAUACUGGACUUUUGCGGAAGACCUUUCCAAGGCGAAUAACGAGUUCAAACCGCACACAGAGACUAUGAAACCUUUUUUAUCGCGAUGGCAUGGAAAAACACACGCCUGGUAUUGUCAGAUCUUGUAUAGUGGGCACUGGAUGAAAGGGGCUGGGUUAACGACAGGCGAAACCACGGAGCAAUCUAACUCGAAGAUGGCAAGAUAUGGAAGUUCGACGAAACACAUGAGUCGAGCAAACCGUCGUGAUCAUCUUACUCAAGCGAUGAUUUACUACAACACAGAGAAGGAAGAAAGAAUGCCAAAGCUAUUACCGAAAAUGUUGGCAUCGGUAAAUAUUUGCAGGAAGAAAAAUUUUGGGCGUAAAAAAAAUAUCGACGAUAAACUUGCGGAGGCCAAUGCGGCGCUGAUCCGUUGUACGACAAAGAUAAAAGAAAUUAUUAAACUUGGACCUCCUAAUCCGGAGUCUUUGGCUCGAUCAAAGAAAUUGAAGGAUUAUUAUAUUCAAAUCACGUCAAUAAGAGGUAAGCUGGAAGCGGCAAAAAUGGAAACUGCAAAUGACAUUGGCAUGAACAUACUUGAAAAACUACCAGUAAUUCUCGAGAAGCUAAAAGAAGAAGCCCGCAAGUGUAAAAGUAUGUAG